CUGCUUUACAUCAAACACUUGCUUAAAUCAUUGGAUAAGGUUUUUUGGAUGAAUAACAUUUCAUUUUACAGCUUUUAGGUAACACAAAAAUCUGUGGAUAGGUGAUGAUUUUCACUGAAUCCGUGUCAGGUCCUGAAUUCUGUAAAAAGUGUCAUUUUGAUGCUUAGGAACCUCUCGUAACAAUAGGCAAUUCACCCUUGCAAGGAACUUAGCGAGAUUUCCACCAAAGCAGGAAGAUUUCCAGGGAUUUUAAGAUAAAACAUUCCUUAUUUUAAAUUCCCACCAUAGGUUUUUGAUAUUUUCAUGGAGUGGUUUGCCUCUCGGAUUUUCAUGCACUGGUGGACUCUUGCUGGUUGAAAAAUCAACAUCAGCGAUAUAUUUUACAAAGCAAGCAUGAAUAAUCAUAAUAUUUAUUUAAGCAUAACGUGUUAGGAAACUCUUUAAUAUAUUAGUCUGGUAUUGAAGUCAUUUAGUCAGGAAAAUGAUCUUUAUUUGAAAUAUGCACAUUCAAAAUAUGCUACCAAGUGAAAAUUUUCUAGUGUUUUUGUUCAUGGGUUAUUUCGUCCCGAGCGAAGCUAUUUUACACUUACUUUCAGUGGCGUAGCCAGAGAGGGGAUGUAAAGGGGGUGUGACACCCCCGAUUUUUCAAGAGUUUUUCGGUAAAUGUAUUGUAUUAGUGCAAAAAUCCCUGGUUUGUUGGUAGAAACGUCUAUCGGUAGGUGAAAUAGCACCUAAAUUUCUCUCCAUCUAUGUCUUCUUCGGUAAAUUUUACUACUUAUGACCCUCCACCCUCCUAGUCUGGAAGGUCGUGCUACCCCACUGCUUACUCUAAAACCUAGUUGGUGCUUAACAUUUUGCUGGGCAUGGGAAAGCUAUUGUCGUGUGCAACAUGACGUGCUGUAAAGACACGGUUAUAACUUGAGCUUGAAAAAAACAAAAAAUAAAUAACAGAUAAUAAGAAUAAAAAGAUAAAUAGGUCCUGACUAUAAUUCGGUCACAGCUAUAUAAGUUUGUGUUUGAAAAGUUGUGACUGAAAGAGAGACUCGCUGUAAGCGAGGUUUUAUUAGAUUAGCAUGUUUGGGUUUCAUAUUCUCACAGACAGUCUGGCUUUUAUUUGAGUUGGCUUAAUGCAUAAAGAUAAAGUUUUUCGCUCCAGUAUGGAGAACAACAAAUCUCCGUUGAAGCACUCGCGAGGACCUAAUGAGUUUGAUGAUUUCCGAGUUUCUUCCCAUUUUCAUCAAAAUUUCGCGAAUUUGAAUGAUAUAUUAGAUCUGGCCUUUUGUGAUCGCUGAAUCACAGUAUUUUGAAAAUUUUUCAUUUAAGUCAUGAAUUAUGCAUCGUUUUGGAAAUUACAGAGGAUCAAGAACGCCACAAUUCCUUGCGAAAGAGUCAAUAAAGUUUCAGAAACAUAUGUCUACAGCGCCUCCAUAGGAGUCGCCCUAUGCUAGUGGAUUUUGCAGACCAGCUAAAAACGUUGAAUCAUUAAGUGCUGCACAAUAAUUUUGCUCUUGUCAUCCUCUCAAAUGUGGGUUGAGAAAUCAAUAGGGCAUUGAUUUAAUGCACUGAAUGAUGGAACAUAAAAACAAAACGUCCAUACACAGAGUUCCUGCUCAAUUUUUUAUCGUUUGCUACUAAAAUGAAAAGUAAGCAGAUUUAUGAUAAUCGUGCUGUGUUUUGUACUCAAUUAUAAAAAAAAAUUAAUUUCUUCAUUUGAUAUUCAUUUGUUUUUUCGAGAGAUUAUUUCAUCGUACAUUAAAGUGGUGACUUGGAAAACUGCUUUAUAUUCUCUAGGAGUCAAAGGGGAAUACGCUUUUAAGGUUAGCAAUUGUAGCAAAAUCUUUAAUUAUUAAAGGGAAAGUAUUCGAGCGAAUGAAAGGAACACAUAAACAUUAUUAAAAAAAAUGAAAAUUACUAUUCACCAGUCAGUUAUAAAGUGCUUCAUACCGUAUUAGUAGACCUCUACACACUAAGCGUGAAACUCGGAGUAGCGACUUAGAACCAUCCUGUUCUAUGCACCAAAAGCGACUAAUAAAAACGAGAUAAGUACAUACAAUUUAAAUCAACCAAAAUAUCUUGGCACGCAGAGUGGCCUAAUCAUCAUCGUUUUGUGAAUGCAGAAAUACUUCAACAAAGCUAUUUUGUCUUUUGGUGAAACUGAAGGAAAUAUUAUAAAUAUCAAAUGCUACAUAAAUCCUUGAGAAAGGUAUUUUGAGAUUGCUUUAAUAUGAUGCAGCGAAACACAAUAGAAUGAAUUUGGUUAUUCUAGUAGAAAUAAGCUUUUACAAAAAAUGCGAAAUUAUUGUUGUCUGAGGUUCGUUGGUCCGCGGAUUAUACCUUGCACUCCUGCACAGCAUUUACACAGAUGUUGGUGAUGAAGAAGGUCGGGAUGAGCAGAUAUUUGAACUGUAUGAAAUUUCCUCGAGACACUUUGAAGCAGGCGAGUUUUGCGCGGAGGAAGAUCUGAUUUGAAAACUCUGGGGAAGCUUCUGCAAUAUCAGGGUCGUGUGUUUGAUGCUGAUUAGAAAUUGCCAAGAUGUGUCUCUCCUGUGAAAUGGAAGACAAGUGGACAGUGUUCAUUGAGUUUAUGAUAUUUCUCGUCUUUCAAGGCCUCGAUGUUGGGGCACAUUCAGGUGUUUUUGUUAUGAUCCAUGAGAAAGUAACCAGCUGUGCCAAUCUUGUGUCCCAUGUCACAAAAAUUCCUUGUUUCAAAGAUGCAAAUGGCACCAUAUAUGAAUUCAAUAACACAAUGGCAAAUCUUUCAAGGGCAUUUUGCCCCAGCAAUACCCUGUAUUGCUCUGGUGGGAUCAAUGGAACAGCAACAUCUCUUGACUCCAGUCAAAAACACCUUGACAUUGUGCAUAUGGUUUUUUUGGCAUUUCUCAGUCUUGGGGCACUUCUCUAUGUUGCUCACUUAGGUCUGCUGUUGCCAAAUUUAAUAAAAGCAUUUAUGGUCAAAGAUAUGGAGGUUUAUCGUGAAAAUGGGCCAUCAUACUAUAGAAAUGUUUUGAAAAUCCAUGUUGUUUUUCUGGUAUUGGAAACAAUUUUCUUUGACAUUCCCUGUGGUGGAAUAGUUAUGGAGUUCAUUGCCCAGCUGUGGAAGUAUGGGAACUUUAAUUGUUGGGAAUGUGCAACCUCUUUGGCUGCAGUCCCUUCGGAUAUGUCACUGGAUGAAAGUAAAAAAUUGCUUGUCCUCACCUGUGUUGGAAUGGCAUUUAUUGCUUUAUACAAAGGUAUGAUGCCUUUGUUUUUAUGGAUUGGAAACCCAUUCUGUUUUCCAUGUAUUCCUCUGCGCCUUGUCAUUGUCCUUCCUGCCGGCCUUAUUGCACUUGUAAUGACUCUUGGACCAGUUUUUGGUAUAGCAGAGCGGCGUCUUAUACCUUUUGCCCCACCUGUGAUGCUUGCACAAAUCAAGAAUGUGGGGAACACCUUUUUCUCGAUUGGCAUGAUAUUCUGGGGGAUAUUUGGAAUCAUUGGCCUUAUGAGCUUUCUUUGCUGGUACAGGUAUUGCCGUGAAGGAGCUGAGAAAACAGCAGAUUGUGGAUGUUGUUAAUAGACUCUUUCCAUUGCUGUGAGUUAUUUAUAGAAUUUGUUCUAAAAAUGCUCACAAGGUGUAACUUUAUUGUCAUAUUGUUUUGAUGCAAAGCAUUCUGGUAAAACUUUCCUCAUUGCAAAAAGCUUCUCCAUCUCUAAAUGACAUCAAUUACAGAGCACUCCAUUUGUUGCAUUCUGUUUGUCAUCGUGGUUUGAAGAUUUUUAAAUCUUCUUCACAUAUUCCUUGCCAAAAGCAGUGGGCCCUAAAAUAAUCCUCAUCCAAAAAUGUGUGUGAUUUCAAGGUCUGAAACGAAAAUGAGCUUAGUUUCCUUGUAGCGGAUAUGAAAGUAUUUAUUGUUUUAGGUAGAUAGUUGGUUAUUUUUGUGUGUAACAAGUGUUAAUAUAUAUUAACCCUUUAUAAUUACUAACCCUUAGGCUGUCAUCAGUAAUUGAUUUUUACUAUUGUGCUUUUUUAUCUUGUGUGCAUUUUAACCCUGUGUGCUGUACACAUUAAGCAAUGUGUAGAUAAACUGUGUACAUAAAAUGCUGUUUAACAAUAUUGUUAUUUUAACCUUUUAUUUUGUUGGAUUCAGUAGUUAAGGUAAUUUUUGCUAUUACAUGCAGGGAUUGCUUGCUUGCUGCUUGCUUACUUACAGUUACCGGUCCAGUCCUUAGGGUCCAGUUACUGGUCAAGCCAAUUUGUAAAUGUUGAACAUAUUUUAAAUUUAAUAUAAUUUUGAAACAUUUGUUGGUAGUUGGCUCUUUGACAUAUCUUGUAACAUCAAUUUAAAUUUAAGGGUUAAGUGAGUCUGGUGACAGUAUUGUCAUAGGCAGUGUUUUAAUCUAUAAUUCAAUAGCACAUUUUCAUUCUUACAUGUUUUAAGACUCAAAAAGGCUUAUAAAUUUUUCAUACAACUAACAAAUUUCUUAUGCAUGCUCCUCAAAAGAAUCAAGAGGUAUAUUUUUUCUGUUAAGGCUAUGGAUGAUUUUUAUGAUGGUUGACAAAUUUUUGGCAAAGUUUCAAUGACUGUUUUAACCUUGACUGUUUUAAUUUAUUUAAUAACUUCCUAUGAAUUUGGUCAAUAUUUUGUGUUUCAAAUGUUCUCCUUGUAACAGUAGGACUUUAAAUACGUUUCGCCUACUACAUGGCCUAGGGAAUUCAGGAUUGUUCCUUAACACCUCAAAAUUUCAAUGUGUUAUGUUAAAGAAACAGAAUAAUUGUCCAAUGAAAUCUGUAUUAACUUUUAGGUGUUAUUUAUUGUAUAUAAAUUAUCAUUUUUAAAACCUUAAGGAUCCAACUGUAUAUUUUAGAAUUUAAUUAAAUGUUAUAAAAUCAAGUUUGUCAAGAAGAGGAUACUUCCAUGAUUGUCAAA
Rhopilema esculentum is the source of this 4904-nucleotide messenger RNA. RefSeq lists its product as uncharacterized. NCBI's taxonomy places the organism in Eukaryota, Metazoa, Cnidaria, Scyphozoa, Rhizostomeae, Rhizostomatidae. The record is from RefSeq and is a predicted model, not a curated record.